Messenger RNA from Phyllostomus discolor (pale spear-nosed bat), 2467 nucleotides. RefSeq names its product anaphase promoting complex subunit 7 (gene ANAPC7). The record is from RefSeq and is a predicted model, not a curated record. Gene Ontology annotation, molecular function: protein binding. Lineage: Eukaryota; Metazoa; Chordata; Mammalia; Chiroptera; Phyllostomidae. Gene Ontology annotation, biological process: cell division.
CCACGUGUGGACCCGAUGGACCCCGGCGAGACCGCCAUUUUGGAGUCUUCCCUGAGCAUCUCCUCCCGGCUUUCCGCGCCGCCGCCACCGCUGCCCGCGGCCUCGCUGCCGGGCAGGAUGAAUGUGAUAGACCACGUGCGGGACAUGGCGGCCGCGGGGCUGCACUCCAACGUGCGGCUCCUCAGCAGCCUGUUACUUACAAUGAGUAAUAACAACCCUGAGUUGUUCUCCCCCUCUCAGAAGUACCAGCUUUUGGUGUAUCACGCAGAUUCUCUCUUUCACGAUAAGGAAUACCGGAAUGCUGUGAGUAAGUACACCAUGGCUCUACAGCAGAAGAAAGCCUUAAGUAAAACUUCAAAAGUGAGACCUUCAACUGGAAAUUCUGCAUCCACUCCACAAAGUCAGUGUCUCCCGUCUGAAAUUGAAGUGAAAUACAAAAUGGCAGAAUGUUACACAAUGCUAAAGCAGGAUAAAGAUGCCAUCGCUAUACUCGAUGGGAUCCCUUCAAGACAGAGAACUCCCAAAAUAAACAUGAUGCUGGCAAACUUGUACAGGAAGGCUGGCCAGGAGCGCCCCUCGGUCACCAGCUACAAGGAAGUGCUGAGGCAGUGCCCGCUGGCCCUCGAUGCCAUCCUCGGUUUGCUGUCUCUCUCUGUAAAGGGCGCAGAGGUGGCGUCGAUGACAAUGAACGUGAUCCAGACUGUGCCUAACUUGGAUUGGCUCUCCGUGUGGAUCAAAGCAUAUGCUUUUGUGCACACGGGGGACAACUCGAGAGCGAUCAAUACCAUCUGUUCACUGGAGAAAAAGUCGUUGUUGCGCGAUAAUGUGGAUCUCCUGGGGAGCUUAGCAGACCUGUACUUCAGAGCCGGAGACAAUAAGAACUCGGUCCUCAAAUUUGAACAAGCACAGAUGUUGGAUCCUUAUCUGAUCAAAGGGAUGGACAUAUACGGCUACCUCCUGGCACGGGAAGGCCGGCUGGAGGAUGUGGAGAACCUCGGCUGCCGCCUUUUCAACAUUUCUGAUCAACACGCGGAACCCUGGGUGGUCUCUGGGUGUCAUAGUUUCUACAGCAAACGCUACUCUCGCGCCCUCUAUUUAGGAGCUAAGGCCAUUCAGCUGAACAGCAAUAGUGUUCAAGCUUUGCUGCUUAAGGGAGCAGCGCUCAGAAACAUGGGCAGAGUCCAAGAAGCAAUAAUCCACUUUCGAGAGGCUAUCCGGCUUGCACCGUGCCGCCUAGACUGUUACGAAGGUCUCAUUGAAUGUUACUUAGCCUCCAACAGCAUUCGUGAAGCAAUGGUGAUGGCUAACAACGUUUACAAAACUCUAGGAGCGAAUGCACAGACCCUCACCCUUUUAGCCACCGUUUGUCUCGAAGACCCAGUAACACAGGAGAAAGCCAAAACUUUGUUAGAUAAAGCCCUCAACCAAAGGCCGGAUUACAUUAAGGCUGUGGUGAAAAAAGCAGAACUACUUAGCAGAGAACAGAAAUACGAAGAUGGAAUUGCUUUGCUGAGGAACGCACUAGCUAAUCAGAGUGACUGUGUCCUGCAUCGGAUCCUAGGAGAUUUCCUUGUAGCUGUCAAUGAGUAUCAGGAAGCCAUGGACCAGUAUAGUAUAGCACUCAGUUUGGACCCCAAUGACCAGAAGUCUCUAGAGGGGAUGCAGAAGAUGGAGAAGGAGGAGAGUCCCACGGACGCCACUCAGGAGGAGGAUGUGGACGACAUGGAAGGGAGUGGGGAAGAAGGGGACCUGGAGGGCAGCGACAGUGAGGCGGCCCAGUGGGCUGACCAGGAGCAGUGGUUCGGCAUGCAGUGAGGCGGCGGCAGCUCGUGGCCGCGCUGGCCUGCCCUGCUCCGAGCGCGUCCGUGGACCGAGAACCGUAGGAGCCCGCUCUCUGGGAGGACACUGACUCAGCAUGUGAUUGCCGCGGGGGUUUCUGCCCCGGCUCCGUGUUUCUAGUAGCCACUCCGUUUUUUAAAACUGAGCCCAACCAGCCUUCCAGACAUCUCCGUCCUCCCCUGCUCCGGGCAGGGGGGACCGAGGGAGCCCUCCGGGAGCCCCACAGAUGUGCUGGGGCUUCCAGGACAGAGUGCUUUUUAUACAGCUGAUCUCUGAACCUGGACAUGAGGAGUAGACAGCGUGUUGUCCGUGAUGUCGUGGACGGGUCUCCCAGGGCCAGAGGACCGUCUCUGGAGUCGGACAGGGGCGGGGGUCGGCCCUUUGGGGGGGGCCUCCUGUCCCAGAAACCGCCGUCCCGGGCUGUCCACACUUCCCUAGUGACCUUGCUUCCUUCUGCAAUGUUAGUGAUGCCUUAAGCCGACAGUUGCUAUUUUGCAGAACAGUUUUCCUAUUUACUAACCUGGUAACUUGCCUAUGAGCCUGGGCCGGCUGAGAAACACGUGUGACCUAGAGCAUGAACACAGGUACACCUGGGGUAAUUACCUAAUAAAACUGGUUUUUGUACAGU